CCUCUUUCUGCAACAGAGAGCUGUCGCUGUUCCAGCAGCUGCUUGAUUCACUCUCAUCAUCAAACUGGAACAAAAGCAAAUCAAAUGGCUCUCACAAAUUCUGCUGAAAUGUAAAUCUGCCUCAUUUGAGUAUGAAAGAGCUGCUGCACUCUGCACAUUUUAUUUAUCAAUAAAUACUUUGAUGGAGCAGCACAGACCCAAUCUGCAGAGCAUCACCAUGGGGAAGGUGAGAAGAGCCCUGCCUUAAUCUAACAUUUUUUACCUUUAAUGUUGCAGUCAGAUUUGUCUGUUAUGUUGUAGGAUUACUCAUAUUUCACCCAGAGAAUCUGUUCAAUGGAGUAAAGCAGAAGUUUUCUUCUUUUUUCACAGAUCACUUUCUACGAGGAGAAGAAGUUUCUGGGUCGCUGCUACAACUGCAGCAGUGACUGCGCUGACCUGCAGUCAUACUUCAACCGCUGUGGCUCCAUCCGAGUGGAGAGUGGUGUCUGGGUCAUCUAUGAGAAGGCCAACUACAAAGGCUUUCAGUAUGUCCUGUGUCCUGGAGAGUACAGCGACAGCCAGCAGUGGAUGGCAUUCAGUGACAGCAUCAGGUCCUGCCGCACCGUCAAAAAUGUAAGAGACAACACUCAGCUCUCGGGACGUUUUAGAAAUUUAGACUGCAGUAAUUUCAAAGUUGUAUCAUGUUUCUAAAAUAUAUUAGCAUUAAAUAAAUCCUGAAGUUGUUUGUUGGAGACUGAUGAUUCAUGAGAUACAGGAAUGUACUGUUACUUAACGUUUUCUAUGAGUUAUAGCCUUAUUGAAGGUCAGACAAACACUGUCAAGAACAAAGGUGAAAAUAACAAUAUUCAAGACCGUGGUGUAUCAUUAUUAUCAGCGGAUUAAUACAUUUUAUGAUGAAAAGUACUUACAUUUGAAGGUGAAGUAUAAAUUAAAACAUCUUUGUAUUUUAUGUAUCUUAAAGGUGUACGGCAGCUCAUGGAGACUGAGGUUUUACGAGAGGCCAGAUUUUGGCGGUCAGAUGGUCGAGUGCUCUGACGACUGCCCAUCUGUGUUUGAAACCUACAAGUUUCGUGAGGCGUAUUCCUGCGUUGUGACCGAUGGUGCUUGGGUGUUGUACGACCUCCCGCACUACAGGGGUCACCAGUUCCUACUGGAGCGAGGAGAGUAUCGGCAGCACGGGGACUGGGGCGCAUCCUCUCCAGGGAUUGGCUCUUUCCGCAGAAUUACAGAGUUUUGAACACCUCGCUGUGAUGCACAAAUGGUCAGCUAAUGAAACCCUAAAAUGAUGCAUCAAUAAAGAAAGCAAAGCAUCA
Xyrichtys novacula (pearly razorfish) is the source of this 1313-nucleotide messenger RNA. NCBI's taxonomy places the organism in Eukaryota, Metazoa, Chordata, Actinopteri, Labriformes, Labridae. The record is from the annotation of a GenBank genome assembly.